Molecule: messenger RNA, 1747 nt
Organism: Lycium ferocissimum
Lineage: Eukaryota; Viridiplantae; Streptophyta; Magnoliopsida; Solanales; Solanaceae
Product: beta-glucosidase 11-like
Exons: 13
Coding region: 186-1736 (516 amino acids)
Biological process (GO): carbohydrate metabolic process
Molecular function (GO): beta-glucosidase activity
Source: RefSeq, a predicted model, not a curated record
AGGAGGAAAAGGAAGAGUGGGAUGGUCCCUGGCCAUAUUCUAGACAACAGAGUCGUGCCAGUUUGGGCUCCACACAGAGAUUGGCCACAUGUUCAUUAAAAGCUACUUUAUUCGCAAGUUCACAAAUAAAUAAAUAAGAUACUCCACAAAUAAACACCAACCCUUGAGGCAUAAGAUAGAGAAGGAUGCAGCGUCCAGUGAUGCUUGUUUUGGUGGCACUAGUGCACUUUGCUGUUGUUCUAGUGUUUGGUGCCAAUGAUGAUGAUUUGAGCAGAAAGGACUUCCCUGCUGCUUUCGUUUUCGGCUCCGGUUCUUCUGCUUAUCAAGUUGAAGGGGCCGCACUUGAAGAUGGACGCAUGCCUAGCAUUUGGGACACUUUCUCUCAUGCUGGUGCAUACAAUGGAGCCAAUGGAGAUGUAGCCGUCGAUGCAUACCACAAAUACAAGGAAGAUGUACAACUCAUGGUAGACACUGGAUUAGAAGCCUACAGAUUUUCCAUUUCGUGGUCGAGACUUAUUCCUAAUGGAAAGGGACCCGUCAAUCCAAAGGGAUUGCAGUUUUACAAUAAUCUCAUCAAUGAACUCGUCAGUCAUGGAAUCCAACCACAUGUUACACUAUGUCACGAUGAUGUACCACAAGUACUUGAAGAUGAAUACGGUGGAUGGCUAAGUCAAAAUAUAAUCAAGGACUUCACUGCUUAUGCGGAUGUUUGCUUCAAGGAAUUUGGUGAUAGGGUUUUGCACUGGAUUACUGUGAAUGAGGCCAACGUAUUCGCUUUGGGUGGUUAUGAUAUAGGAUUUACACCCCCAGGGCGUUGUUCCCCACCUUUUGGAAUUGGACCUUGCUCUAGAGGCAACUCCUCAACCGAGCCAUACGUAGCAGCUCACAAUAUGCUGCUUACUCAUUCAUCUGUUUUCAGAUUGUACAAGAGAAAUUACAAGUCGACUCAACAUGGUUUUGUUGGAUUAAAUCUCUUUUCAUAUCGGUUUAUUCCUCAUACAAAUGCAACAGCUGAUAAAGUUGCAGCUCUGCGAGCUUAUGAAUUCUACCUUGGUUGGUUUACCAGUCCUUUGAUAUUUGGAGACUAUCCUGUCACAAUGAAGAGGAGGGUCGGCUCGAGGAUGCCCAUCUUUACCAGAGAAGAAUCUAAGCAAGUUAAGGGUGCUAUUGAAUUCAUAGGCCUAAACCAUUAUAAUACAUUGGGUGUUAAAGACUGGCCCGAUGCCCUUGAAAGAGAUCUUAGGGACUUCAUUGCCGAUUCAGGAGCACAUACUGUAUUUGAGCAAGCUAGUGAUACACCAAAAGGCGAGUUUCCAGUGACACAACCGGGUCUCCAAGCUGUAUUGGAGCACCUUAAGAAAACUUGUGGCAACCUACCAAUUUACAUUCAUGAAAACGGUCAGAUGACACCACGAAACGCGACACUAAAUGAUACGAGUAGAGUAGAAUAUAUGCAUGUUUAUAUCAGGAAUUUGCUUGAUGCUGUGAGGAAUGGAUCAAAUGUCAGAGGCUACUUCUCAUGGUCUUUCUUGGAUGGUUUGGAGUUAUUGGAUGGAUAUAAAUCAGGGUUUGGCCUAUACUACGUGGAUUUGGACGACAAAAAUUUGAGAAGAUAUCCAAAGCUUUCUCAACAUUGGUACUCCAAUUUCUUAAAGGGAAAAUGUUGCAAAUCUUCUGUAGAUCUUGUAAUUGCAGACAAAGUAUCUUCUUCUUCUCAAUCUGCAUUUUCUUCAUGAGUACAUCGUGG